Messenger RNA from Cooperia oncophora, 705 nucleotides. The record is from the annotation of a GenBank genome assembly. NCBI's taxonomy places the organism in Eukaryota, Metazoa, Nematoda, Chromadorea, Rhabditida, Trichostrongylidae.
AUGCAUACCGCAACUUUUAAGUUCGGAGGUUGCCUUCGAAGAUCUCCACGAACUCUCCCGGGAUGUGAAUAUGAGCAUUUCGCCGAUCAUGUACUGUUGUGUAAAGUCAUCGUAGGUCCAUUUUGCAAUGAUCACAUUUACAUUCGCUCAAUAGUUCGACGAAAUGUGACUUGCCGAAAGUGCACUGAACGAGAUCCAGACUGUGAUGACAAGUGCCAGGGACAGUGGUGUCACGAAGACAGCACGACGGGUGCUGCCGGUUGUGGCUUUGGACCGCCAUCGCUGCCGUUUUUCUAUCGCGGUCCAGAACUUCUCUACUAUAGGAAUAAAGUAUGCAUCACAUUAUCACGCGGAGCAGGAAAGCCACGUAAACAUUGUAUUUGUAAUACUAACAUGUGCAACGGAUAUGUAAGGCCACUAGGACGAUAUCCUGUGUCAACGAUGUCCAGAGAUGGCGCGCUACGGUCAAGAUCGUUAGCGCUCAGCGCUUCCGAUCCCACAUUACCGUUCCGAGUAUGUGUGAACUGUGAACUGAAUGCACAUGAUGGAACUUCUUUAACAUCGUCAUGUAAACAAAACAAAUGUAUUGGUAAGUUAUUGAAAAAUAUUCUCUUUUUGAAGCUGGUGCAAUAUACCAACAGUAUUCACGCUUCGCGAACUCAUAUUGGGGAAAUGGGCCAGGUUUUUACCGAAAUACGUCCAUAG